Molecule: messenger RNA, 1300 nt
Organism: Achroia grisella
Lineage: Eukaryota; Metazoa; Arthropoda; Insecta; Lepidoptera; Pyralidae
Gene: Hey
Product: hairy/enhancer-of-split related with YRPW motif protein
Exons: 3
Coding region: 296-1219 (307 amino acids)
Biological process (GO): regulation of neurogenesis; regulation of transcription by RNA polymerase II; anterior/posterior pattern specification
Cellular component (GO): nucleus
Molecular function (GO): protein dimerization activity; DNA-binding transcription factor activity, RNA polymerase II-specific; RNA polymerase II cis-regulatory region sequence-specific DNA binding
Source: RefSeq, a predicted model, not a curated record
AGCGCUAAGGGUGCCGGCACACGGUUAGCACGCGGCAGCACACUCCGGCGCCGUCGGCCCACACGCACGCACGUGUCGCCUCCAGAUACCCGAAGUGUGUUCAAGACAUCGAUAAGAUGUGCCUUAAUAUGCACCUUAUGUUAACGAACAAGUGACAAUAAAUUAAAUAUUAGUGACAAUAAAUUAAAUAUUAGUGACAAUAAAUCAAAUAUUGGUGACAAUAAAUUAAAUAUUGGUGAAAAUAAAUUAAAUAUUGGUGAAAAUAAAUAUUGGUGGCAUUAAUUAAAUAGUGAUUAUGGAAUAUCAUCACCGUCACAUGGAGUCCAGCUCAUCACUCCAACCUCAUCAGGGGCAGCCCCAGUGGGGCUACGGAUGGGGACCUCCGGCGCCAGCGCCUGCGCCACCUCCGCCCGCUCAACGGAAUAAAAGAACCCAUUCGGAGAGUGAGGACGACGCGUUUUCAGAAGAAAGCAGUAAGGAUGCGCAAUCUCCAGGUGGUGAUUCCUGUCAGCUGAUGACGAGGAAGCGACGGCGGGGCGUGAUAGAGAAGAAGCGCAGAGACCGCAUCAACACCUCGCUGACUGAACUGAAGCGGCUGGUGCCCGCUGCCUGUGAGAAGCAGGGCAGCGCCAAGCUGGAGAAAGCGGAGAUUCUCCAACUCACUGUUGACCAUUUGAAGAUGUUACAUUCAAAAGGACUUGACACAUUCGCGUACGACCCUCAGAGAUACGCCAUGGACUACCACAGCAUCGGGUUCAGGGAGUGUGCUGCGGAAGUCGCCAGGUAUCUAGUCAGCUGCGAGGGUUUGGACAUUCAGGAUCCUCUGCGGCUCAGGCUAAUGAGCCACCUCCAAUGUUUCGCGGCACAGCGGGAGUUGGCUGCCAAAUCUGCCAAUUGGGGCUACCCUCAAUAUCCCUCGACACCUGUACCUCAGACACAGCAUGGGUAUACGGAACUAGGGCAUAGGCAGGAAACAGCUACCAGUACAGCAUCAGCGACGGUUGCAGCACCCACAGCGAUAGCCGCGCCGUUGUCAGCACCUCCAAGUUAUCCACAUUACCCCCCUGCUCCUCCAGGUCCUCCGGCGCCCCCUGGUCCGCACCCUGCCCCACCAGCUCCUCAUUACCCAGCACCAUACCCUCACCAUCCAACACAUCAUCAGUACUCACAGAACAGUUCGAAACCAUACAGACCUUGGGGAGCUGAGUUAGCCUAUUAGGACUGUUAUGUGAAUUUUAUUCAAAUUAUUCCAUUUAAAAGAUUAAUUUAAACUCAAAUUAAGGGGUACAUAUAUAUUAAU